Messenger RNA from Oryza sativa Japonica Group (Japanese rice), 725 nucleotides. RefSeq names its product DNA-directed RNA polymerases II, IV and V subunit 9A. Gene Ontology annotation, biological process: maintenance of transcriptional fidelity during transcription elongation by RNA polymerase II; DNA-templated transcription; transcription-coupled nucleotide-excision repair. The record is from RefSeq and is a predicted model, not a curated record. Gene Ontology annotation, molecular function: DNA-directed RNA polymerase activity; zinc ion binding; nucleic acid binding. NCBI's taxonomy places the organism in Eukaryota, Viridiplantae, Streptophyta, Magnoliopsida, Poales, Poaceae. Gene Ontology annotation, cellular component: RNA polymerase II, core complex.
GGACACCGAUCCUGGGGCCCGCUUGCCAGGCGGCGCCGCAUCUCGGGAGUACAAGUAGCCGAGAGCGCAGAAGAGAAGGCGGCGGCGGCUGCGGCGAGUGAAUUGGAGAGGAGGAGGAAGCCAUCGAUGGCCAUGAGCGCCCUCAAGUUCUGCGGCGAAUGCAGCAACAUGCUCUACCCGCGGGAGGACAAGGAGACGCACACCCUGCUCUACGCCUGCAAUUCCUGCGAGCACCAGGAGCCUGCCACUGACACUUGUGUGUACAAAAGGGUUCUCCGUAAACCUGCUGGGGAACCCAAAGAUAUCCUAAAAGAUGCAGCAACUGAUCCCACCCUGCCUCGCACCAGAAGUAUUAAAUGUUACAACUGUGGCCAUCCAGAGGCUGCUUUUUUUCAGGCUCCAACUAAGGGGGAGAAAGGCCUGACACUGUACUUCAUCUGCUGCAACCCAAGCUGUGGUCACAGGUGGAGGGAUUGACGGCAAGGUUCAUGGUGCUGAAUCUUGGCCGUUCUUGUGUUCAUGCUCAUACCCGGUGUUAUCUGAAGGACUGGAACUUCUACAAGUAAUGUAGUUUGUGAAUUGUGUGACUGAUGUAGCUCCGAGGUCAUUUAACUGCUGUGAUUGUCUUGUCAACUUAAUGUGUCCGGGGUUGUUGGGUGCCCUGGACCCUGUUGUCACUUUGGUCCAAUUCUGAAAGGGAAAAGUACACCGAAGGUCCCUCAACC